CCAUCUUCAUCAUCACCCUCCUUCAUCUCUUCUCCACUUCACUUUGCUCCAAUUUCUGCAUCUUCAUCAGAAAUGGAGUCUGCAGCACCAAAGAGGCCUCGGCCCCAGCAAGAAGACGAAGAAGUAAACAGUGAGGAAUCGUCAAAGAGGCACAAGCCUUACAGCCACAUCCUCUCUCUUCUGGAAUCUGAUGAAGAGGAAUCCCCAAAAGAUCUCUCUCCUCUCAUCACUAAUCUCCAGCAAGAGAUUGCUUCUUCUCAAACCCCUUUGGCUCCGCCACCUGCAGAAAAUUCCCAGGUCAUCAACCCAGAAACGUCUCAUCAGCAAGAGCUCCCCAAUGCUUGUUCUGAAACCCCUUUCACACCACCUGUGAUGAGACAUCUUCUAGAAGCUUCUGAUGAUGAGCUUGGAAUCCCAAACACAGGCUGGUUGGACUUUGGGGAAGAUAACUGGUUUAGUGGCAGUAUUAUGAAUACUGAUGCAGAAGAUAUUAAUGGCUUUGCUUCUCUGUGCGAUGGCUUGUGGGAGCUUGAAGAUGAAACUGCUAACUAUUAUACUUUGCUGCAGUCUCAACUUUUUCUAUAGUUUCGAAUAAUUUUGCUGAGACUGACUCUCUCUCAGAAACAAUAGACACAAAGAUAUAUGGGAGGCAUUUUUUAUAUUAGUUUCUCAACUUUUAAUUACCUGCCUUUGUAAAAAGAUUAAGGGAUGGGACGGGACGGGACGGUAUGCUGAUUGCCUAAUUGUUGACUGAAGCAGGAUGUUAAUCAGCCAUUUUCUUCCCUUCAAUAUAUUUACUUUAUGUAUCUUUAAAUUCUUAAAAUUUAAGAAUAGAAGAAACAUUUGACCAUGAUUUCA
Messenger RNA from Prosopis cineraria, 858 nucleotides. RefSeq lists its product as uncharacterized. The transcript has a single exon. The record is from RefSeq and is a predicted model, not a curated record. Bases 73 to 585 code for a protein of 170 amino acids. Lineage: Eukaryota; Viridiplantae; Streptophyta; Magnoliopsida; Fabales; Fabaceae.